GCCCUCGGCUCGUUUCUUACGUCACUGCUACGCAUGCGCUGUGAGAGGAGGAGCGAGAUUUCGGGGGAAGGGUAGGGGGCGGGCCUAGACAGAGGUCUCUCGGCGACUGCGCGGUCGGGAUUCCGACUGGAACAUGGCGACUUGUGCCGAAAUCCUGCGGAGCGAGUUCCCAGAAAUUGACGGACAGGUCUUCGACUACGUGACUGGCGUUUUGCACAGCGGCAGCGCGGACUUCGAGUCUGUGGAUGACUUGGUAGAAGCUGUGGGAGAACUAUUGCAAGAGGUUUCCGGGGACAGCAAGGAUGACGCGGGCAUCAGAGCUGUGUGCCAACGCAUGUACAACACUCUGCGCCUGGCUGAGCCACAGAGCCAGGGAAGUAGCCAGGUGCUACUGGACGCCCCUAUCCAGUUGUCAAAGAUAACGGAGAACUACGACUGUGACACCAAACUUCCGGGACUGCUAAAGAGGGAACAGUCCUCGACAGUGAAUGCAAAGAAGCUAGAAAAGGCCGAGGCCCGACUGAAGGCAAAGCAGGAGAAGCGCUCAGAGAAGGACACCCUGAAGACCAGCAACCCACUAGUCUUAGAAGAGGCAUCAGCCAGCCAGGCGGGCAGCAGAAAGGAGAGUCGAUUGGAAUCAUCUGGCAAGAACAAGUCCUAUGAUGUGCGAAUUGAGAACUUUGAUGUGUCCUUUGGAGAUAGGGUACUCCUGGCUGGGGCAGAUGUGAACCUGGCAUGGGGCCGCCGAUAUGGACUGGUGGGACGGAAUGGGUUAGGGAAGACAACACUGCUGAAGAUGCUGGCCACCCGGAGCCUGCGGGUCCCAGCCCACAUUUCCCUGCUACAUGUAGAGCAGGAGGUUGCUGGAGAUGACACCCCUGCCCUGCAGAGUGUGCUGGAGAGUGAUAGUGUGCGAGAGGACCUGCUACAGCGGGAGCGUAAGCUCAGUGCCCAGAUUGCUGCUGGCAGGGCAGAGGGUCCAGAAGCUGCACAGCUGGCUGAAAUCUAUGCCAAAUUGGAAGAGAUUGAGGCUGACAAGGCACCUGCCAGGGCAUCAGUCAUUCUUGCUGGACUUGGCUUUACUCCUAAAAUGCAGCAGCAACCCACCCGGGAGUUCUCAGGUGGCUGGAGGAUGAGACUGGCCCUGGCCCGGGCCCUGUUUGCUAGGCCAGAUCUUCUGCUAUUAGAUGAACCCACAAACAUGCUGGAUGUAAGAGCCAUUCUGUGGCUGGAGAAUUAUCUACAGACAUGGCCCUCCACAAUCCUAGUCGUCUCUCACGACCGAAACUUCCUGAAUGCCAUUGCCACAGACAUUAUCCACCUGCACAGUCAGCGGCUAGAUGGUUAUCGGGGAGACUUUGAGACCUUCAUCAAGAGCAAGCAGGAACGGCUGCUUAAUCAGCAGCGUGAAUAUGAGGCACAGCAGCAGUAUCGCCAGCACAUCCAGGUUUUCAUUGACCGGUUUCGCUACAAUGCCAAUAGGGCCUCUCAAGUGCAGAGUAAACUCAAGAUGCUGGAGAAGUUACCUGAGCUGAAGCCUGUGGACAAAGAAUCCGAGGUUGUGAUGAAAUUCCCUGAUGGGUUUGAGAAGUUCUCACCACCAAUUCUGCAGCUAGAUGAGGUGGAUUUCUACUAUGAUCCUAAGCACAUCAUCUUCAGUCGUCUGUCUGUCUCAGCUGAUCUUGAGUCCCGCAUAUGUGUGGUUGGGGAGAAUGGGGCUGGAAAGUCUACCAUGCUGAAGCUACUUAUGGGGGACUUGGCACCUGUUCGAGGCAUCAGACAUGCUCAUAGGAAUCUGAAGAUUGGCUAUUUCAGCCAGCACCACGUGGAGCAGCUGGACCUGAAUGUCAGUGCUGUGGAGCUGUUGGCACGCAAGUUUCCUGGGCGACCUGAGGAGGAAUAUCGUCACCAGCUGGGCCGGUAUGGCAUCUCUGGAGAACUGGCAAUGCGCCCUGUUGCAAGCUUGUCAGGGGGCCAGAAGAGCCGGGUGGCCUUUGCUCAGAUGACCAUGCCCUGUCCCAACUUCUACAUUCUGGAUGAACCCACAAACCAUCUGGACAUGGAGACAAUUGAGGCUCURGGCCGAGCUCUAAACAAUUUCAGGGGUGGUGUGAUUCUGGUGUCCCAUGAUGAGCGCUUCAUCCGGCUUGUGUGCCGAGAGUUGUGGGUGUGUGAAGGAGGCGGCGUCACCCGGGUUGAGGGGGGAUUUGACCAGUACCGAGCCCUCCUUCAGGAACAAUUUCGCCGUGAGGGCUUUCUCUAGGGCCACCAGGCUAAGGACUAUGCCCAGGACCUGGACUGGUUUUGAAGAUCUCUGGGCCACCAUUUAAGCAAUCACGUCCAGGCCACAGACUUCCCCCUACCUGGGGACAGCCUUAUUCCAAGAUCUCUUCCUUUUGACUGGAGCAUUCUCUAUACAAUGUGGAGAGCCCCAUCCAAGGGUCUGUAAGGACUAUAUCCCAGCAGAAGGGGGUGGGGGUACCCUCUAGGGUUGUUUACCCCCACUGCCCCAGAUUGACUGGGCCCCAAGUGGCUGCUAUGUAAAUUAAAUUAUCCCCUGCAUCUCCUUUG
This is a messenger RNA of Urocitellus parryii (Arctic ground squirrel), 2571 nucleotides long. RefSeq names its product ATP binding cassette subfamily F member 3 (gene Abcf3). Gene Ontology annotation, molecular function: ATP hydrolysis activity; ATP binding. The record is from RefSeq and is a predicted model, not a curated record. NCBI's taxonomy places the organism in Eukaryota, Metazoa, Chordata, Mammalia, Rodentia, Sciuridae.